This is a messenger RNA of Naegleria fowleri, 264 nucleotides long. NCBI's taxonomy places the organism in Eukaryota, Heterolobosea, Eutetramitea, Acrasida, Naegleriidae. The record is from the annotation of a RefSeq genome assembly.
AUGUCACGUUCUACUUGGAAAGGUAUUUUUUUUUCCCACGAUUUUUGUAAUUAUAGAAAAAAUAAGGUAAUUUAUGAUCGUCAGACAAAUAGUCUUCCUCUAUUUAAAGAUAAAGUAUUAAGUAUACAUAAUGGUAAACAAAUAGUAGCUAUUAAAUUUAAUAAAGAUGAAAUGUUUGGACAUUGUGUAGGUGAAUUUGUUUUUACUAAGAGAAAGUGUGUUAAGUUAAAAAAAGAAAAAAAGAAUUUUAAACUAAAAAAAUAA